CAGGAGUCCACUGUCAGCUGAGAUUAAUCUGAGCAGGAGUGAAUUUACGACCAUGGAUCCCAUCUCUCUACCGGUGUUUGUGGCCUUCAGUUUAUUGGUGCAGCACAUUUCGGCCAGCCCCAUUAUGGAUUUGGAGGAACCCUUUGAAGACGACUUCCCUUUGUUUGAUGAAGUUAUGUCAGAACAAGAUGGGUUUGAUUUCAACUCUCUUCUGGAAACCAUGAAAGAUGAUUUUUUGAAAACCCUUAACCUUUCUGGUAUUCCCGUUCAAGCACCGGUCAAGGUAGAGCCACCAGAAUACAUGAUGGAACUGUACAACAGGUUUGCAAAAGAUAGAAGCAGCAUGCCUUCCGCCAACAUUGUCCGUAGCUUUAAGAACGAAGAUUUCUCCAUGUCCUACAGCGAUGUAAUUGGGGUGAGAAAAUACCCUUUGCUUUUUAACAUGUCUAUUCCACACCAUGAGGAAAUGGUAAUGGCUGAAUUGAAACUCUACAUGCUUGUACCAAAUGCCAGGAUGAAGUAUGAUGGUGUGAACAGGAAAGUCACCAUCUAUGAAAUACAUAUUGAACAAGAUGGUACGAGAAAGGCAUCUGAACUGGCAUCUAGGUUGGUCUACAAAACCAAAAGUGAAUGGGAAAUGUUUGAUAUCACAGAGGUGGUUCGACGCUGGAGUAGAUCAGAAUUGACUACUCACAAGUUAGAAAUACAUUUACAAAAUUCAGAUGUUGAUAUAGAAGCAACUGGAGACGGGAACCUAGACAUAGAUAUAAGGCCAGAGACAAAGCAAGAACCACUACUUAUUGUUUUUUCAGAUGACCAAAGCAGUGACCGGAAAGAAGAAAAAGAGGAAUUAAAUGACAUGAUCAGUCAUGAACAGGAACUUGGUCAGGAUAAUGAUAAUCUUGGAAACUUAGGCAAUAUGCCCAGCGAGGAGUCAUUACUGCAGAUGAGAUCCAACAUCAUUUAUGAUGCCAGCUCCCGAAUCAGGAGGAAUGCCAAGGGUAACUAUUGCAAAAAGACCUCACUCUACAUCGACUUCAAAGAGAUUGGAUGGGACUCCUGGAUUAUUGCCCCAUCAGGAUAUGAGGCCUAUGAGUGCCGAGGUGUUUGCUCUUACCCUCUAACGGAACAUGUCACACCAACAAAACACGCAAUAGUGCAGACACUAGUCCAUAUGAAGAAUGCGCAGAGGGCAUCAAAAGCCUGUUGUGUUGCAACAAAACUCGACCCAAUAUCCAUUCUCUACUUGGAUGCAGGAGUGGUUACCUACAAGUACAAAUAUGAAGGCAUGGUAGUGUCAGAGUGUGGUUGCAGAUAG
Messenger RNA from Bombina bombina (fire-bellied toad), 1318 nucleotides. RefSeq names its product bone morphogenetic protein 10 (gene BMP10). Gene Ontology annotation, molecular function: cytokine activity; growth factor activity. Lineage: Eukaryota; Metazoa; Chordata; Amphibia; Anura; Bombinatoridae. The record is from RefSeq and is a predicted model, not a curated record. Gene Ontology annotation, biological process: BMP signaling pathway; SMAD protein signal transduction. Gene Ontology annotation, cellular component: extracellular region.